Messenger RNA from Phyllopteryx taeniolatus (common seadragon), 2238 nucleotides. RefSeq names its product G-protein coupled receptor 37-like 1. Bases 218 to 1708 code for a protein of 496 amino acids. Gene Ontology annotation, biological process: adenylate cyclase-inhibiting G protein-coupled receptor signaling pathway; positive regulation of MAPK cascade. The record is from RefSeq and is a predicted model, not a curated record. Gene Ontology annotation, cellular component: signaling receptor complex; plasma membrane. Gene Ontology annotation, molecular function: G protein-coupled peptide receptor activity. NCBI's taxonomy places the organism in Eukaryota, Metazoa, Chordata, Actinopteri, Syngnathiformes, Syngnathidae. The transcript is spliced from 3 exons.
ACUUUCAGUCACUUUGCUGUGUUCAUCCCAGACAGAGCAGUCCUGCCACAAACUUCCGGCCCCUGCCCACCCCCGCCACCAUCGUCAUUGUCAUCCUCAUCAUCAUCAUCAUCAUCCAUCCUCCAGACUAUCUUCAGGACCACGGAUGGCGUGCUGAGGUCCAACUGUGAACACACUUGCAGUGAUUCCUGAACUUGAUCUCCUUGGAUCUUCCACCAUGGCACCAUCGAUCACAAUGGUCCUGGUUCUGUUUUUGUGGCAGAUGCUUGCGGCCACCAAAACCCUCAGUGAGUCCCCUGCAUCCGAGGUCACGAAUGUAGACCUGGAUCAGCACCGGCGCCUGUCCCGUGGUACUGACGAAGAGGAGCAACAGUCCACCUUCAACCAAUCCUUCGAGAAUGACUCCGUGACACCGCCGCAAGUCACCAGACUCUCCAACAUUACAGAUCCCGAGGGUGACCACGACCACGCCCCUGGACUCUUCAACCCUUUCUAUCCACUGAGGCCUGGCUCCUACACUGCCUAUGUCACUGCGCUGGCAGCUGGCCUGCUGCUGGCGGUCGGUGUGGUGGGCAACAUGGCGAUUAUGUGUAUCGUGUGGAACAACUUCUAUAUGAGGUCUGCCUGGAACUACCUGCUGGCCAGUGUUGCAUUCUGGGACUUCCUGCUGCUGCUGCUCUGCCUGCCCGUGGAGCUGCUCAACUGGUUGUCACACCGUCGCAUCCUGCCCGAGGUCACCUGCCGAUUGGUACCCUACAUGGAGGUGGUGUCUCUGGGCGUCACUUCCUUCACUCUGUGCGUUCUGGGUAUCGACCGGUUCCACGCCGCCACCAGCUCAUUCCAACCAAAGACGCGGCGAGUGGAGCGCUGUCGCUCGGUGCUGGUCAAACUGGUCGUGGUAUGGGUCGCCGCCAUUCUUCUGGCCAGUCCUGAGCUCUUCUUGUGGCAGGUCGCAAGAACUGCGCCACCUGCCACUGCUGACUCCUGCUCCAUUAGUGCUUCCUCGCCACCGUCCCUCCUCCUGCCGGACUCCCUGCACUCAAUCCUGCACAGGUACCACCAGGUGAGACCACGCCCACUUCACCAGUUAACACGCCCACCGGAUUCCGUAAAUGUGUUUCCAAUACUCGCUGCAGGGCCGAGUAAUCUGUGUACUUUUCAGGCUCGCAUGUGGUGGACAUUCGGUUGUUACUUCUGCCUGCCCGUCCUCUUCACCGUCCUCUGCCAAAUGGCGACCCGCAACGUCCACAGCGACUCCAGCUCCACCCAUAAGCAGCGUAGCCAUGACGACCCUUCCUCCAAUCACAAGCGACAUCAUCACCACGCGCUGGAGCGACAGCUCAACUGCACCCUGUUAGCAUUAGCGCUGGUGUACACCAUAUGCGUGCUGCCUGAACACAUAAGCAACAUCACGCUAGCCUACACCCACGUCACCAUCUCUGAGGACACGGUGGCCAUGCUGACGCUCUUGCAUCACUUCUUUUUGUUCCUCAAGUCCUCUAUUACCCCUGUGGUGCUGUUAUGUUUAUGUAAGGCGCUGGGUCAGGUUUUCAUGGACUGCUGCUGCUGCUGCUGCCGAGUGUGUCAGCAGAACUUGGUUGAAGGUUCUCCGGGCUCUGCUCAUGUCCCGCUGAAGGUAGCAAAAGAGGCGGCCAUCUUUUUCGACAAAGCGAAAGACACGUCGGCCAUCUUGUCUAUCUCCAGUUAGAUGAUACUUCAUUGUUGGGUUUCAUCCCAUCAUGCAUGCAGCUUUUUCACUUUCCUCUUCACGGUCGCUCCACUUCCCGUUUGCACAGGAAGUGUCAUCUGUAGUCAUCAUAGAGACAUUUGAAAAUUUGGGAAAAGAUUUGACAAGGUCACAAAAAACAUUACUUUGUGUGGCAGAAAUGCACAAAAGUGAUGUUCAUGUAGCAGUUUUAAAUAAUUGUUUAUAUUAAGCGUGAAAAAUAAAACAAAGUUGAGGUAGCUAAACCUAAAUUAACAUAUGACUUUUGUUUGUUGUUUUUUACGCAAUAAAUGUUGAUUGAAAACCUUUAUUGGACUUUAACAUACUGACUUGAGCAUCAGAGUAGAUUGCUUACAUUUGAAGAUUAACGGCUCACUAACCGUCACAACGUCAAGGUGGCUAAGGUUUCUCGUCUUUGAACCAUGUGAUCAAAGCGACAUUCAACGCAUUGGCCAUGGUUAUGUGAAAGAAUGACUGUCAAAAAUGUGAAAUAAAAAAUAACUUCAAUUUCA